AGAAGCCGAGGCUGGCUCUAUGGUGCGGCGCUGGCGGUGUCGCUGUGGGGAGUGGGUGCUGCUCUCAGGCAUAUGACUGCUUGUAUCGGAGAUGUUAUACUUUGGGCGUUACGGAAUUGGAAUUUCCUUUCAGUUCAGGACCCCUUUGUGACAGUGAUUUCAUCAGAUGGAAAAAUCAGAUUGUCGGCCAGAAUACGAAGAGGGAGCCAGCCUGGGUCAUUUGUUGGCAGUACAUAUUGGCUGAAGUCAGUUUUCAUUUCAAGAUGUUUUCUUCCAAUGGGCUUUUGCUGUAGGAUGUUGGAAAACCAAGAGCAGGAGGAGGUGAUCACUGUGCGUGUUCAGGACCCCCGCGUGCAGAAUGAGGGCUCCUGGAAUUCUUAUGUGGAUUAUAAGAUAUUUCUCCACACCAACAGCAAGGCCUUUACCGCCAAGACGUCCUGUGUGCGUCGCCGCUACCGUGAGUUCGUGUGGCUGAGAAAGCAGCUACAGAGAAAUGCUGGUUUAGUCCCUGUACCUGAACUUCCUGGGAAGUCAACCUUCUUUGGCAGCUCAGAUGAGUUCAUUGAGAAGCGCCGGCAAGGUCUGCAGCACUUCCUGGAAAAGGUCCUGCAGAGUGUGGUCCUCCUGUCAGACAGCCAGUUACACCUCUUCCUGCAAAGCCAGCUCUCGGUGCCUGAGAUCGAAGCCUGUGUCCAGGGCCGAAGCCCCAUGACGGUUUCUGACGCCAUUCUUCACUACGCUAUGUCAAACUGUGGCUGGGUCCAGGAGGAGAGGCGGGGUUCUUCUCACCUGGCUAAAGGAGACCAGCCUAAGAGUUGCUGCUUUCUUCCACGAUCGGGCAGGAGGAGCUCUCCCUCACCACCUCCCAGGGAAGAAAAGGACCAUUUCGAGGUGUGGGCUCCCGUUGUUGACUCUGAAGCUCCUUCCUUGGAAAGCCCCCCUCUGCCACCCUCCCCCUCGCCAUCAUGCUGUGAUUUUACAAGACCCGAUGAGGGGACGUCUGCUCCUCAGCCAGUGAGGAGGGCCAUGGCAGGGGACCAUGCUGUGCCUUUGGACCCUGGGCAGUUAGAAACGGUUGUGGAGAAAUGAGCUCUGGUCUGAGCCCUGGGUUCUGCUCCGAGGCGGCAAGGGGACUUGCUGGGGUGGGAUCGGGCACAGGGUAGGUGUGGGCGGUUGGGCCACUUAGUGUCUUACGGUUGCCUCUGCUCAGGUUGGUUACACAGAGGCGGGUCGCAAUAGCUCCUCAGGCUUCCUCCGCAGGAUUAAACACUGUCCAGUUGUAAGGUAGGCGUAAGGCCCGCGGGCUGUUGGUUUUGCACGGAAACACUGGGCGGGGGGUGGUAUAUUUACUCCCCUGGGAGCUGAGUUUCUUUAGAUGUUCGUUAAUGGACCCGAGAGCAUUGCCUCAGGUGACUGGUUUUGGGGACCUGCAAGUGGCAGAUUUUAAGCUGUCCUGUUGAAUACUGACCCAACAGAAACACUUGCGUAGUUGUAUUCCCGGGGGCUGUGUUUUUGCUGCGGCCCUUGGAGCACUUUGUUUCUGGGAGGCUGGCCUCUUGCCUGCCUCCUUUGGUGGACCAGGGGGUGAAUGUUGAUUCUCCCACCCCCUCGCUUGCCUUCCUUCACUAAUCCCACGGAACGGAACAGUGCUGUGACUCCUCUGUCGCCGGGGUUUCCCGCAUAUCCUGAGACCUCAGUCUCACCGCGUGGGGCCUGAGCUCAUGGCCAUCUGCGGAAGAGAAGCGGUCGGUCACAGCCCGAGGAAAGGCAACGGCUCGGGGUUUUGUUUUAGAAAAGGCUGUCCUGGGUCCUGCGCUGUCGCUGUCUUUUCCGGUUACAAAGCAGAGAUGUGACUGUGUUUUCUGCACGGUUAGCGUGGGCUCCUUUCUUUUUUGAAUCCUUCUCUUCUCCCUGAGUAAUAGCCUCCUGCCCCUGGGGCUUCAGCUACCACGGUGUCCCUCUGCUGUGUUGCUGUGUUGCAGGGAGGCCGUAUGUUCAGUCCAAUGGCGCGCAAGGGCUUUGUCUGUGCCUGGAGAGAGGGCUCUGGGGAUGGAGGUGAGGAACGACACGCCUUCACACAAUGAGGCAUUCUGCCCUCCUGCUGCCAUAAUUCCUCUCCGUGGAGAGCCGAGCGGCUAGGAGCCCAGUGCCGCUGGCGGUGUGCAUUGCGUGGCGCUUAGGUGUGGGUGUGGGCGUGCGGUUCUCCUCUCGCCCACCCCCCCCUCCUCUGGCCAGCCCGCCCUGUCUGCGGGCUCCUUUAAUACCAGCCUGUGCUGUGGGACUGUCAUGGCAUUUAGUUCAGAGUUGAGGGGCUUUGGCCUGAAAUAAAAUUCCAAGUAUUUAA
Molecule: messenger RNA, 2344 nt
Organism: Herpailurus yagouaroundi (jaguarundi)
Lineage: Eukaryota; Metazoa; Chordata; Mammalia; Carnivora; Felidae
Gene: SNX11
Product: sorting nexin 11
Exons: 9
Coding region: 73-1089 (338 amino acids)
Biological process (GO): intracellular protein transport; vesicle organization
Cellular component (GO): endosome
Molecular function (GO): phosphatidylinositol phosphate binding
Source: RefSeq, a predicted model, not a curated record